This is a messenger RNA of Maudiozyma saulgeensis, 3009 nucleotides long. The record is from the annotation of a GenBank genome assembly. NCBI's taxonomy places the organism in Eukaryota, Fungi, Ascomycota, Saccharomycetes, Saccharomycetales, Saccharomycetaceae.
AUGAAUCGACCAGUGGUUUCUUUGACAUAUAACCGUAAUGGGAAGCGGAUUGUCAAGAAAGUGCCAUCUGUUCUGCGACAGAUUUUAUCAUCUGACAAUAAUAUACCGUUAACUUCCCAAGAAAAGGACCUCCUUUUCCAAUAUUUUGUGGAUAGUCGACUGACUACCCAAGCAUAUGAGAGACAAUGGGUGCUAGAUCUUCUGAGGAAACGCGGUGCUCAUGAAGUUGUGUUGAAGUUCGGAAGACGUCAUCUCUUUGUAAUAAACAAAUACGACACCACUAUGAAGUUGAAGACACCUUCGACCACAAUUAAUAAAUCUUUAUCAACAUUAACACCUGUAAAUAUUCCAAAAAAUAACGAUAAAGACAUUACAAGUAACUAUAUUCCUGGAAAACGGCCUACCAUCUUGAUAAAAGAUGAUGUAGUAGGUUCUGAAUUACGAACGUUUAUUUAUUCGUUGAUUUCAAUGAGACAUACAAGAGAACUAGAUACGUUCAUGCAAUCUAUUAUUUCACAAGUAUCACUAGAUAGACGAGGUAGAACUUGUGAUUUAAUAAGUUCCGUAUUCAAUGGACUAAUGAAUGUAGCACACGACGAUCCUGAUGCUGCAAGUAGAUAUAAGAUUACGGAUGCUACAACAAUAGAUAGAUGGGUUAAAUGGGUUAUAUUACUGAAUGGUAGUUGCGAAUUUGUCUCGUAUGCUGAUAAUAGAGACCUAUUAAGGAGAAUAUUGAACUAUCUUACAGAGAAAAAACGUACAGAUGACGAUAACGCUUUAUUUGAAUCAUUAUCAGAAGGUUUAGAUUUGGUAAAUAAACGUCAAGGAAUAACUGCGUCGUCACAAUUUGCCACUACAUUAAUCUACCUAGCAUCGUAUUGUAAAAAUUUUGAACUUGUGGAACAAUUAUGGAAAUAUAAAACUGAAAAUAAAUUUCCAAUAUAUGCAUCAGAUUUAACAACGAUUAUGAGAGCUUAUAAUUAUAAAGCUAAAUUUAACGAGGUUGCCGAAGCAUAUGAAUCAUAUCCCGAGGCUCAUCAUGAUGCAUCACAAUUUGAUUAUCUACUUUUAGCACACGCAAAGACAUUAAGCUGGACUGCAUUAAAACACCAGUUCGAUGCAUUAUUUGGAAUUGGAAAAUUACCAAAUAUACGGCAUUAUGAGAUCGUUAUGUAUUCGAUGGCCCUUCUAGGGAAUGUUAAAGAUAUUGAUAGAUUAUAUUCUCAAUUCUUAAGAAGAGGCAUGAUACCAACAUAUCCAAUAUUACAAUCACUUUUAGAAUGUCAUUAUAAAUCUAGUAAUCCUACUGAAUGUUUUCAACAAUUUCGAUUAUUUGAAAAAUAUUCUAUUAAACCUACAGCUGCCACAUACACAAUAAUGUUUAAAGUUUACAGAAAACUUAAUGAUAUCAGCAGUGCCUUACGUCUAUUGAAAGUGAUAACAGAGGAAAAUAAUGUACCAAUCUUGGAAGAACAUUUUGUCAUUAUAAUGCAAAUGUGUUCUCGGGUUACAAACCAUUUAAUUGCCAGAGAAAUAUUUAAUAUUAUGAAGGACCAUUAUGAUAUUCUACCUGGUGCAGUAUCAGUUUCUGCGUUAAUGGAUGUUUAUACAGAGGCAAAACAAUUUGAUGAUGCGAUAAAAUUAUUUGAAAAUUAUUCAAAACUUGAAAUGAUCCAAAGUGAUCCAGAUAGAAUUGCCAUUUAUACGAGUGCUCUGUAUGCAAAGUUAAAAUCAAAUGAUGAAACUGGAUGCGAUGCCAUCCUUGAAGAAGUCUCUUCAUCAAACAUCACAAUGGAUUCAAAAUUCUACAAAUAUCUGUUAAUGUAUAUGGUCAACAACCUAAAAGAUUAUGAUGGAGCAAAUGACUUAUUAAAGAAAUUAAUAAAUAAUCCAAAAUGGAUUGCAAGAGCAAAUACAAGUCAUUUCGAAGUCAUUAUGGAUGCUUAUUCACGAAUAUCUUACCAUGAUGGGAUAUUUAAAUUAUACAAUUUAAUGACUGACAACCAUAUCCCAGUAAAUUCUAAAAUCCUUUAUUAUCUGGUUAAAUCUACUUUUAAAGUACAAAUGUCUAAAAAGGAAGAUUUGACUAGAUCUAUUGAAUUUGUUGAUAAAAUUAUGACCAAUAGCGCAGAGAGUAAUCUAUAUACAUCCGAUAGUAAAUUCCAUCCUUCUAUAAUGGGUUGGGCUUUAAGGGCUGUGGCCAAAUAUUAUAGUCCCAAAAAGGCUUUAGAAAUGUUAAACAGAUACGAUAAAUUAUUUUACGAUCAAAAUACGAGAUCAGUAAACAAUAAAUUUUCAUUAAUGAGAUCACUGGUGGUCUUAUUUGCUGAGUUAGGAGACUGGGAACAAUUUGAAAUUAUGUAUCAGAAUAUUUGGAAUCAAUUGGAGAGAUAUGAGAAACAACCAACUUCUACAGUUCCUAAUAUAAAAUUAAGAUCAUUAUUUGUUGGUAUCUUCUCAUAUAAGAUUCGUCAUCUUAAACAAACACAACAAAUGGGGAAAUUACCUGAAUUAUUAAAUGUAUUGAAAAAUAGAAAUUUUGUGUUGGAUAAUAGCACAUGGAACCAAGCUAUUCUUGAAUUAGCAUCCAAUGAUCACACAAUAAAAUAUGCAUUGGAGUUAACAAAUGAAAAAUUUAUUCAUGGUUACAAUAUUAUUCACAAGAAUAGAUUAUUAACAAAACUGAAAAAUCAAUCAUUAUCAACCAUGAAUGAUUCAUGGUUUUUACAGAAAAAGAAAGAAAACCCUGAUAGUUUCAUACCGAAACUAUAUUUAGAAAGUGAAACAUUUGAUUUACUGUAUAAACAUUUAGAUUCUUAUUUGAAUGAACAAACUGAUACAGAAGGUGUUCUUAAAGAAUUGAUAAGGAAAUAUGGUUAUUUUAUGAAAAACUAUUUAAUGUCAUCACAACAUGAAGUUCGUAAUUGGGAUCUCAUUGAACGUAAUCAUCAUUCCUACUUUCAAGAAUUGAGAAAGACAAAACGUGUUAUUCCUGUUCUAAAAUUUUAA